AUGUCUCAGAUUUGGGCUCUCUUUCUGCUGCUUGCCUUUGGCUUGAAAUCGUUAUCUUCUCCAACUAAGAGUAGUCGUGUUAGUAGAUCAAAAAAGGUGGUUGAUGCGAAAUCGAAACGAAAAUCGGGGGGAAGGUAUGAUUUUGUAUUGGAGAGAGGGGGGAAAUGUGGAUCAGAGGUGUGGGCAUUGAGAAAACUGGUGAAGAUGGAGCGGCGGAGAGCGGAUGCAGCCGUUGCGGAGGUGGAGAGAGAAAGGGCGGCUUCUGCUACGGCGGCGGAGGAAGCCAUGGGUAUGAUUCAGCGACUGCAACGCGAGAAGAACUCGAUCCAGAUGGGAUACAAUCAGCACCGUCGACUGUGCGAGGCCAGAGACGUUCACGAUGAGGAGGUGAUUCAGUCGUUGGAGUGGGUGCUGUGGAGGCGCGAAGCCGAGCUCCGUUUGCUGCGGCAGCACACCAGAGCUAUCUCUUAUUUCACUUCAACAACAAUGUAUUAA
Salvia splendens (bonfire salvia) is the source of this 495-nucleotide messenger RNA. RefSeq names its product protein FLOURY 1-like. Lineage: Eukaryota; Viridiplantae; Streptophyta; Magnoliopsida; Lamiales; Lamiaceae. The transcript has a single exon. Bases 1 to 495 code for a protein of 164 amino acids. The record is from RefSeq and is a predicted model, not a curated record.